CUUCUGAAGAGAAAAAAGUCUGAAAAAGGGCUGCAAGGAGUGACUGGAGAAUGGUUUGAAGAAAUAAAAAGAAAAAAAUUUCAGAAUUACACUGAUGUCAAUAGAAUGUUAAAACCACCAUUAGAGCAUCAGCUAAGGAAGAGCAAAAACACCAAUCAUAAAGAAUUAAAAAUGUCAUUCCGCACAAAUCCCCAAGCACAAAAGAACACUUCAACUUCCUUUCUGGGAUUCAGAUCACCUUUUGCUUGGCUUUCCUCCUUUAGAAAAUCAAGGAAAACCCAGACUCAGAAGCAACCACGCCAACAUUUACAUCCUCCUGCCUACAGAUAUGACAGUUCUGCUAGCCCACCCUCGAAAGUGGAAGAAAUGGCAACGGCUGAAAUGUGUAAUUCCCCAAUGUCAACUGAAAUGAGUGGUCAUUCUUUUGAUACAAACCAAAUUGAAAUGAUGGAGAAAAGUACACAGGAAUGGAAUGAUCAGCUAGAGAAGGAGUUUUUCAGUGGAAGAACACAGUUUAAAGUGGUAAUUAAAGGACUUUCUCCAAAUGAAGUCACCAGAAUUUACACCCCUCUGCCUUUGGAUAGAAAUGAUGGUACAUUUCUUAUGCGGUAUCGGAUGUAUGGAAGUGUCAUGAAAGGCUUAAAAAUUGAGAUACUUUAUGGUGAUCAGCAUGUAGCUCGAUCUCCUUAUAUUUUGAAAGGACCAGUUUAUCAUGAAUAUUGUGACUGUCCUGAAGAAGACCCUGAGGGCUGGCAGAACAUUAUGUCUUGUCCAUCCCAAGAACCUCAGAUUACAAAAGACUUCAUUUCUUUUCCCACCAUUGACCUUCAGCGAAUGCUUAAGGAAAUCCCAGCAAAAUUCAGUCAAACAAGAGGUGCUAUUGUUCAUUACACUAUUCUAGAUAAUCACAUCUACCGUCGCUCCUUAGGGAAGUAUACAGACUUCAAAAUGUUCUCCGAUGAAAUGUUCCUGUCACUGGCAAGAAAGGUUCGUCUUCCUGAUGUGGAGUUUUAUCUUAAUGUUGGAGACUGGCCAGUUGAGUAUCGGAAAGCUAAUGAUACACCUGGUCCUAUACCUGUCAUUUCAUGGUGUGGCUCUGUGGAUUCCAGAGAUAUAGUCCUUCCAACGUAUGAUGUAACCCACUCAACUCUUGAAACACUACGUGGAGUCACAAACGAUCUCCUUUCCAUUCAAGGCAAUACAGGUCCAUUCUGGGAAAACAAAACUGAGCGAGCUUUAUUUAGAGGUCGAGACAGCCGGGAAGAACGUCUCCAUCUUGUCAAGUUAUCCAAGGAAAAUCCAGAACUACUAGAUGCUGGAAUAACAGGAUAUUUCUUCUUCAGAGAAAAAGAAAAUGAUCUGGGAAAGGUUCAGCUGAUGGGCUUCUUUGACUUCUUUAAGUACAAAUAUCAAGUGAAUGUAGAUGGCACUGUAGCAGCUUACAGGUUUCCAUACCUCUUGCUGGGUGAUAGUUUAAUAUUGAAGCAAGAUUCCCAAUACUAUGAACACUUUUAUAAUGGAUUAAAACCUUGGAAACAUUAUGUUCCAGUUAAAAGAAACUUAGAGGACUUGCUAGAGAAAAUAAAAUGGGCUAAGGAAAAUGAUGAAGAAGCAAGAAAAAUUGCUAAAGAAGGACAGUUAAUAGCAAGAGAAUUACUUCAACCUCACAGGUUUUACUGCUACUAUUAUAAAGUGCUCCAGGAAUAUGCCAAACGUCAAGCCAGCAAACCUGAAAUACGGGAUGGAAUGGAACUUGUACCUCAGCCUGAUGACAGAGACUCAGUAUGCAGUUGCCACAGGAAAAAGCCUUUAAGGGAAGAUCUAUAACUGUACUGGAUGGAGAAAAUCACCCACUUAAAAUGCAAGAAUAAGAAUUAAGCUGUGAAAUCUAAGACACUUAUGCACUAGCAAACAUUCUUAGUUAUGUAUUCUUGUAUUUUCAUACCCUUUUUCACACUCACUCUGAUCUACAACGUUGGUUCCCACAAGUUUGGCUCCAUGACCACCACCAAACAGAUACUGAGCCUGUAAUGGGGAGCAUCUAGGGAAUUUGUUUGAUGUACUGCAUCAUCAGGAAGAACACAGUGUUGCUUGUGUUCCAGCAGGGACCUAUUUACCAAAGUUUUGUGAGGAACCAAUCACCACAGAAGAUCUUGUCAUGAGUUAUUCUAAAGGAGCAUUUGUAACAUACUAAAACAGUGUUAUGAUUUCUUCAUAAAGUUUACCUCAAUUUUAGAUGGAUUCUUUUACACAAAACAAUUUUCUAACUAGACAAAAGGAAUAUUUGAUAUUUACAGGUAUCAGAUCUGGUCUUGCUUUGAGAUUAUUUUGUGGUCUAUGACAGAUAAUAGAAUAGACAACAUGAUAUAAUACUCAUCAAUUUUAGAGGAAAAUGGAGAGGAGGGGGAGAGACUAGAAUAAUAUGUUUAUAAGCGUCAUGGCUGUGAAUCACCAAAAUUAAAUGCUGCUUUAAAGCAGACUGUGUAACUAUCACAAUCACAAUGUUUCUAGUGCCAACUCUGAAGACUUGUUCCCUGCCAGUGACUGUAUCUGUGAAUAUAGACACAGAUCCACAAAAGUACUUGGGAAUUUCAGGCCAGGUGAAAUACUGGUGUCUUAGUUCAACAAUAGCAUCUACAGUAUUCUAGGCUACUUGAAAUCUGAAAUUUGUUAGCAGAGUUUUAGGCCACCUAGGUUUAACUUUUGUGUAGAGCUAUGGAAUGCCACCAUCUUUUUCACUUGGCUUCAGGACUACUUUUUCCUGUGCCUAAGUCCCCUGGGGCAUCUUACUAAUUUCCUGAAUUUGGAUCAUGCCUAACCUUAUACUGAAAUCAGAGAGUAGAUCAGACUUCAUUGUUUGGUUCACACAUAUGAUGAAAAACCCUAUGCUGUGCUUUCUGUGUAAUAGUGUAGGGGUUAGAGUCCACAUUAAGCAAUUGGGAAGCUAAUUGUCCUCCUUGGUUUGAUUUAAAGCAAAUUUUCAAGAGAAUGCCUUAGCUCCAGACUAGACAAGAGGUCUUCAGGUCUUCCACUUAAGUUGUGCAGCCAUGAAACUAACAAUGCAAAAUUCACAGGAUCAGAAGGAGCUGGUCAUACCAUUGCAAUAAAGCGUGUCUUUGGGUGAGACAGAAGAAAAAUCCUAGUCCUGGAUGUGGCUCCAAAUAUGUCUGUUGAUUUUUACCCAAGUUUGUCUACUUCAAAAUGCAUAAACAGUCCUGGAAGGAGACACAGAUACCAAGACCAGUGCCCACACACCCAUUUCUGUCCUUUGCAUUUUCACUGUGGCUAAUGUAGCUGCCUGAGGAGCUUCCAACUCAGCUACACUUGGAUUAUACCUUUCCUGGAUACCAAAUUCUCCCUACCAUUGCUUUGGUGCACAAAGUUUAGUGCUCUAAACCUCAUGCUGGCUUAAUUCACAGUUCUUUACUGCAAGUUACUCGUGUAAAAUUUCUGCAUUAGAACAGGAAGAAAGGCUAGAUUUUUCUCUAUGCUAAAUAUGAAAAGAACUUCAGGUUUCUAAAGAGGUUAACCCAUCCAUCAUUUAUUACAUUAUGCCAGUUAAGAAAAAAUUCUGUAGUGUGUUGCUCUACCCAUAAUCCUCUUUGUUUUGGUUCUAACACUAAUAUAUAUAGUGGUUGUAUUUUUAUUUAGCAUGACAAUCAGUCCUAGAAUCCUUCAGACUAUAAAGAUGUGUUCAACUGGUCUGACAUAAAAUUUUCUACAUCAAAAUUAUGGGAGAGGGUUCCACUGCUGAAGCUGACACAACUGAGUAUGGGCUUUUCUUUCCUUUUAUGUGUACAGCAAUUUUUACUGUAUGGUAUGAUCCUAUUUUUGAUAUCGAUUAUACCAUGUGCAUUUUAUAUUCACCGAUAUUUUUGGAAGUGGUGUGCUCAGCAAAGACAAUUAAGCAUACCAGAUGGUUGAAGCAACAAAGUUUUCUGCAUAUUUCAAACCAAAAGUCCAAAAUUUCUCCAUUUUUAUUUUUAAAAACGGGAGCGAACAGGCGGAGUCAUGAUGCAUACUUUCUAGUUCUUUGGAAGUAUCUGUGUAGGAAAACUUCCCUGGCUUGAAGUCUUUCAAACUGGAAGAAGAAUCACAUUAAAUGUAAAUGUAAAUUAUGAAUAUAAAUAAAUGUGAAUAUUUCAUCCCUCCUUUCUUCCCUCAUAAAAAAGAGGAAAGAAACUAUUCUAAAUUCUUCUCUGCCAAAAAGCUCUUUGCUUUUAUAAUAAGCAUCCCCUCAAAGCAAAAGCUGUUUUGUCACAGAAUGCCUUACAGAUGCUUUUAUAGCUUACAGGCAAGAAAUAUCCUGAAAAAUAUGAAUACGUUCAUCUUCCUGACAAAAUUAAAAAAACAGUGUAGACAUAGUGGAACUUUUACUAAAAGUCCAUAGUACUUUGAGAAAAUUUGGUUCAAUUUAUAACUAUAGAUCUUCCAAAGAUAAAAGCCUUUCUUCUUUCCAUUGAUGGUACUACAUGCAAUUUAAAUGAAGAGCAAUCAUAACAAUUGCCCCACCGGGCCAGAAAGGAUGUCAGACCUAUUUGAGUUUGAUGACAGGAUGAUAACCAUUGGCCUAGUGUGUUACAGGAAUUGUUAAAUACUCAGUAAAACCUGUUUGUGCAAGUAAAGUGUAAUACAUACAUUAUAGUAUUUUUAGAGUAGAGUCUACUAAAGUAGUUCUAGAACAGCAGCUGUUCAAAGGUAUAAAAAUCUCUUGUUGGUGGUAAUUUUAAAAAACAGUUACCGUACCAGAGUACUGAAUUUUCCUGUAGUAAUUUCAGCUUUUAAAUACAGGGAGUAAAUCUGUCCUGUUUUCAUCAAGGGUUUUAUCAGUAAUGACAGAGACAGGUUUAUUUGUUUGAAAUAGUAUUCCCUAAAGCCCAGGGCCAAUGUUUUCAAACAUUGGAAUCUACAUAGAAGGGGUCGGACAGUUGGUCAUGCAGAGCCUUUGCUUAGAGUUCUUUAUUUUUAGAUUCUUUUAGCCUAAACAGUAGUUUCCUACUGUGAACACUGCUUUUAUGUUACAUCAUAUAUGUCCUAAUAUAUUUAGGCACCCACAUUUGGAAAUACCCAACCUCAGUUUCAUUUUGAAAUGAGAACUAGUAAAUCAUGAUCUGUUGAACAUAAAGGAGAUAAAAAUUCAUAUAUUUUUAGACUGUAUUUCUUGAGAUUUACCUCAAGAUAACCAGUAGACUAGUUUCAUAACAGUAUUAUGCCAGGCCCGCCUUGUAGAUUCAUAAUUAAAAAAAACCUAUAAUCAAAGCUUGUCUGAUGGAAUGUUAGAUUCAAGCGUCCAUCCUGGGAAGCAUACGCCCGACAUUUAUUACAUUAUAAAGUAAAUUGUUUAGUUAGGGAGGAGAGCUGACAGGGAAAACAUACAUCACCUGUUUGAGCACUUUUGAGAAGCUUGCAAAGAAACUGUAAUAAGGAAAAGAAUCAUUAUAUAAACUUAUGAUAUUAUCAACUCCUUUACUACUGCAGUUUUCAAAAGUUUUGUCUGUAAGGGCAAGAUUUUUUAUGAAUAUACUAUUGUUUAGGUUCACAGGAUUUAACCACCAGAAUCUUCUUGCCUCUGAAUAUUUUUACAGCAUUUUAAAGAGGCUAUAGGAGUACUGAUGCUUGAGUUUCGAGUACAGUGCUUCUGUUUUGAGUCAUUAAUAAGAAAAUCUCUACUGCAGAGAGCUAUGGCCCUAAUUUUGUGUUUUGCUGUAAGAUUAAGGGAAAAACGGCUACAUGCAUGUCUGUUUGAAGUAAUUUUAGACAUCUGUAGGAAUUACCUUUAUCGAGUCCCAUCAUGUGAGCAGUGAUAAACCACAAGUGUAUUAGCAGGAAUGUGGCCAGCAGAUCAGGGCAGAUGUUUCUUCACUUCUUUUUGGUAGUUGUGAGACUGCAAGUGGAGUACUGUAUUCAAUUUUGGACUCCUCUGUACAGGAAAUACGUUGACGGUCCAUGUUGACCAUGGACCACCGAGGUGAUAAAGGGGUUGGGGCACAUGGUCUGUGAGGAGAAGCUCGGUGAGCAGCAUUAGGUCAACCUUAAAAAGAGAAGGUAAAGGAAAGAUUACCCUGCUGAACUCCAGAGGGAGGGUGUAGAAAAGAUGAAGCCAGACUUCUCAGAGGUACACAGCAGAAAGCCUACAAACCACAGACACAAGCUGCAACGUGGGAAAUUCCAGUAAGAUAAGAGAAAAAAAAUCUUACACUGAUAUCCCCAAGGAGAUGAAGCUUGGCUACAUGACCUCCAGAUUCUCAUUAUUCUAUGAACUACAUUUCAGUCAUACAACAAGCAUUUAUGUAGUCACAUAGCAAAAGGAUGAAAACAUGCAGCUCUUCAGUGUCUCCAAGAGGCAGUGUAGCCUUUCCGUGCUGACACUUUUGACUCUAUUGAUGUUUAUGUCUCCUCUGAUAAUAUUGAGAAAGUUUUGCAAGUAUUUGAAUGUUGGAUUAUAAAGCUGUGAAAUUAUAUAUUAAUAUUAUACAUUAUUAUUAUAUAUUACCACAAUAUAUCAUAGUCGUGCAAUACACAGAAGAUCUCACAGAAAUAGAAUGUAUUGAUUUGGCAUUAUAUGCCUGGAUUGAAAGUGCAAGAUCUGCUUGUUCAAGAAGCUGAAUAUACACUUUACAGGAAUGAGACAAUUACAAAAUGUUUUGAGUACAGUUAUGAACCAUCAAAGUUAUUAAUUUAAAGCAGUCAAUAGGAAUAUUAAUGUACUUUAUAAGUUAUACAUAAAUAUCAGCGUGCUCUGUAGGCCACUGGUGAGUGAUCAUGACAUAUUCCUAUCCCACUCCCAACUCAAAAAAAAAUCAGUCAGGAUCUGUACAGUAAGGUUUUAUUUGCUAAAAUAUAAGAUACAGAAGAAUCAAAAAAAAUCAUACUUCUGACAUAACCACUCAAGCAAAAUCCUACAGAGAGGAAAUUCAAUUCAUUCUGGCAAGUGUCCUUAAGAUCAUUUACUUACGCUGUUUGGCAAGAAGAGUUAUUUAAAAAAUGUGAGGAAUGUAUGUUGCUGAUAGAACCUGCAUUUCUGCCAAUAAAUUGUGCUUUCUACUGCC
Molecule: messenger RNA, 7049 nt
Organism: Manacus vitellinus (golden-collared manakin)
Lineage: Eukaryota; Metazoa; Chordata; Aves; Passeriformes; Pipridae
Gene: POGLUT3
Product: protein O-glucosyltransferase 3
Exons: 11
Coding region: 106-1827 (573 amino acids)
Cellular component (GO): endomembrane system
Molecular function (GO): glucosyltransferase activity
Source: RefSeq, a predicted model, not a curated record